This is a messenger RNA of Striga hermonthica, 1803 nucleotides long. Lineage: Eukaryota; Viridiplantae; Streptophyta; Magnoliopsida; Lamiales; Orobanchaceae. The record is from the annotation of a GenBank genome assembly.
AUGGGUAGCUCAGAAACAGGAGGAUUAGUGGCGGAAUGUAGUGUGGGAAGUAUAGUUUGGGUUCGUAGACGAAAUGGAUCUUGGUGGCCAGGAAAGAUACUUGGAGCAGAAGAGCUUUCAUCUUCUCUCAUAACAUCUCCUCGGGCAGGAACUCCUGUCAAGCUUCUUGGAAGGGAAGAUGCAAGUGUGGACUGGUACAACUUGGAGAAGUCAAAACGUGUAAAGGCGUUCAGGUGUGGCGAGUUUGAUGACUGCAUAGAAAGGGCUGAAGCUGCUCAGGGCAUGCCUCCAAAGAAAAGAGAGAAAUAUGCACGCCGCGAAGAUGCUAUAAUGCAUGCACUUGAACUUGAGAGGCAAAUAUUGGAGAAAAAAUGUGGGAAAUUGGAAAUUUCUUCUAAUGGUAGAAGCAGAAGUUCACCAGAUGCUGUUACUUCUUCGCUUUACAUGGGUAAUGGAAGUGGAAGUCAACAUGAUUCAAGAUUGGAUCAGCUACCUCAGAAGGCAGGCUCAUCUCUUGCUGAAAAAAAUGUAACAAAUCAGAAUAUUUAUGUGGAGACAGUUACGGAGGGAAAUCAACUCAGUGGAGAUGAGGAUAGUGCUGUUGGUCUACCUCGGAUGAGAGGCUUGCAGGACUUUGGACUUCGUACUGCACCAAGUGAGCUUCAAUCAGAGCUCUCCGGAGUUGCAUUUCGUGCCAAGAGGAGUAGAACUGCUUAUCUGCCUUAUGAUUCUGUGGAUUAUUUAAUUGAUGACCAAAUUCUGUCCUCCCAGAUGGAGAUUCCAGUGUCUAAAAUUGAAGAAAACAGCUACCAAGCUGACAUGGGUGAAAACCAUAUUUUGGGAUCUACAGAAGAUACAGAAACGGAUUGUUCUGAAACUGAUUCAGUGGAGUCAGACUCAGAUGAUGAGAUGAUCUCACUCUCUGAUGGUUCGGCCUCUAUAGAAUUGCGACCUAAAUACCCGAGAAGAAUCGAAGCACCAGAAGAACAUGCGAGCAUCAGCAGCAGUGAGGACUUUGAUGAGCUGGCAUUUGCCGACAGUUUGUCUCAUCCUUACUCACACAGCCAUGUCUCAACCAAUACCGGGGUUUCCCAAUGGCAGCACAAAGGAAAAAGAAAUAACCGCAACUUUGGGAACAGUAACGAAGGAUACAUAAAGAGCUCGAACAGGAGUCGUAAUAAUAUUCCCGAUUUUGCCGAUCGAAGUUUCAAGAGCCGUAAAUCCAGAUAUGGGCUCACGCCAUCACACAGUCCCUACGAGUUUGCAGAUUUCGAGGGGAACUUAGGUUGGUACAGUCGGUCUGCCAUGAGAGGGUAUUUGAAUGACUCGCAUGAUAAUGUUCUUGGUGGUGGGCCCAUGUUGUUAGAUGUGGAUUUGAAGGUUGAGGCAAAUAACUACCGUAGGAAUGUUCCAAUCAUCUCGCUGAUGAGCAAGUUGAACGGGCACGCCAUCGUGGGCCACCCGAUCCAAAUCGAAGCGCUCGAGAGCGGUUCGACUGAAACAUAUGUUUCGUCGAACGACUAUUUUUCCCCUAGCCCGGUCCCACUGACUUCAAUGUGGAGGACGGGUCGUAGGACGGCAAAUACCCGUGUGCCACGCCCGUUUUUACCAUCAUUUUCUGCGCAAAAGGGAUCCAAUCAAAAGACAAGGGCGCUUUCGUCAUUUGCACUGGGGAAAAAUAAGAGUAGCUCGAGAAGCAGUAGAUUGAUUAAGAAUGUGAAUACAUGCAAGACGGUCGCGUGUAUACCCGUUAAUUUGGUGUUUAGUCGUUUACAUGAGGACUUGGUCGACCGUCAUCAGUAA